Messenger RNA from Anguilla rostrata (American eel), 1377 nucleotides. RefSeq names its product GTP cyclohydrolase 1 feedback regulatory protein-like. Lineage: Eukaryota; Metazoa; Chordata; Actinopteri; Anguilliformes; Anguillidae. The transcript has 4 exons. Gene Ontology annotation, biological process: negative regulation of biosynthetic process. The coding region runs from base 230 to 472 and encodes 80 amino acids. Gene Ontology annotation, molecular function: GTP cyclohydrolase binding. Gene Ontology annotation, cellular component: cytoplasm; nucleus. The record is from RefSeq and is a predicted model, not a curated record.
GAUAGCGAAAUGCAAAUGACUUCAUAUAGGCUAGUUAGCUAACCUCACACAGCUUUGACUGUGAGCUGUGGCAGUUAGCACGUCCGUUAGCUGUCUUACCUUGCACCUCAGCACCACCUGGUCUUCAUUCCAGAGGAAUCCUGACACAAAGUGAAGGGCAGAAGCCACCUCAGUUUUGAUGGUUGCAGGUACCUGAUUUCACCACUUGGAGGCAGUGAAGAAAAGAGGCAUGUACAGAGCUUGGCAGGAGACUGGACCUACGAUGGUUGGCGAUGAAUAUUCAGAUCCAGAUAUAAUGUGCCAGCUCGGAGCUCGAAAGACUUGCGUGCUUGGAAACAACUUUUCUGAGUACCACGUGGAUGACCCGCCCCGUGUGGUUCUAAACAAGCUGGAGCUGAUUGGAUACCGGGUCAUAUGUAUGACGGGCAUGGGCCAGACCCUUGCAUGGUGCCUGCACAAGACUACCGUGUGACCCUUAUUAACUCUGGCACUGUGGAUAGAAGGCCUAUAUUGGUAUUAUUACUGUAUAUGUUGACAAUACACAGGAUAGGUUCUGUGUAAUGGCCCAUUAAGCUAUUACUCAGCACAAACUGUAGUUCAUUUAUGUCUCUGAAUUGGUUAUGUAAUGUAUUCUCUUCUAAAGUGCAGUGUCAUAAGAUGUUUUGGUCACUGCUUGCUACAUUUUCCUGUUUCUAGCAGCUGAGGAUCCAGGAUCAGCUCACUCACCCCCUGUAAUAAAAACCCUUUGCAUUCUGUACCAAAAGUGAGAACUACAUGAUCAGUGCCUGGUGACAGAAUGUAUGUGAUUAUUCUUGUCAUGAGAGAAUAAGUAUCUUUGGUUAUCCAGAAUUAAAACUUCCUGUAGCCAUCAUCCCUUUUCUAAAGUCUUGGCAAUUGUUAUAAGUGUGGCAGGGACACAUGACAUAGUGAUUGAUGGCACCCGGAAAAAUACAUUUAGUGCUCUGUAAAUUUUCCGCAAGUUUUACAUUCCUCUACCAUCUCCUCAUUUCACAAGCAAAGAAAAAACAAUCACCUCUGGCAUCUAGUUGGUAAUAAAAAAAACAUUUAUCACAGCAAACAUCACCUGAAUGUUGCAUCUGCACGAGUGAGUGUUUUCCUGGUCAAUAUUCUGUCCCUGAGUCACGCCUUGCAGGUUGUUGGUUCCAGAGUAGUGAGAUGUGACUGAAUCUAUAAAAUGUGCCAAAUCAUCCCAAACUUUUCCAGGCAGCCGAGCCUGAGUUGCUAGAAUAGUUUGGAUAUAUCAAAAUAAAGGAAUAAACAAUGUAUUGAAUGCUAGUGAAAAAAAUGUGAAUUUGAUUAAAUGUGAUUAAAUGAAAAGUAAACCUUAUUAAAACAAUAUUAUGGGUGAUUAUUGAG